Messenger RNA from Ruditapes philippinarum (Manila clam), 1740 nucleotides. Its product is annotated as protein phosphatase 1H-like. NCBI's taxonomy places the organism in Eukaryota, Metazoa, Mollusca, Bivalvia, Venerida, Veneridae. The record is from RefSeq and is a predicted model, not a curated record. Bases 129 to 1610 code for a protein of 493 amino acids. Gene Ontology annotation, biological process: protein dephosphorylation. Gene Ontology annotation, molecular function: cation binding; protein serine/threonine phosphatase activity. The transcript has 11 exons.
GGUUUGUUUGUAAACAUUAACUUCCGGGAGUAGAUAGAAAAACCACCUCCUUUUACUUUCAGUUUUAAUAUUUUGUUAUUAGCGUAAUUUAAAAGAAAAGACAUGCUUAUAUAUUGCUUAGACAAAGUAUGAUAGGCAAAUUGAAGGAUGCAGCAUCAAAUGUCAUGUCGAAUUUUUCACAAAAAAAUGAUGGAAUUCAAGUGGAAAAAGUACAAAAACCUGAAAAGUACACUUACGCUCGACCGUAUUUUCUAGGCUUGGACAAAGAUGAAGUAAAAUGUGCGCAGGACUUUUCAUUAAGGCCAGUUUUAAAACCGAGGAAAAUAGAAGAUAUGGUCUUACACUGUGGAUAUGCUGAGUGUAUAAAUGGCGGGAAAAGUGAUAACAAUGAAGAUAAUGCUUAUGCCUGUCAUUUACAAAUUAAAACAACUUAUACUAACUGUAAUUCUAAGUCUGCAAAUCCUGCUGCAAAGAACAGUGUGUCAGGAAAUGGAAGUAAACAAAAAGAUGGUAUAUUUGAGAGAUCUAUGGUAGAAAUAGCGUCACAUGGAACGAUACAAAGUCCUGUGGCAGUUUAUUAUGGUAUAUUUGAUGGUCAUGCUGGACACCAAACAUCUUUGAUUGUUUCGAGACUGUUACAUCAACAUGUACAGGACAAGUUAAAAGAAUGUGUGGAUCUGAUAAAAGAGAAAACAAGUGGUGUUCCACCAUGUCCAUUUGAUGCCUUCAGUAAUAUAAGCAUUGAUGAUCUAGUUACAGGGGCCCUGGAAGAAGCAUUUAAAGAUAUGGAUGAUUAUUUGGAGCAGGAACGUUGUAGAUAUAAUGUGAAGGGAGGAUGUACUUCUCUUGUUGUUUUACUGUUAGAGGGCAAGAUGUAUAUAGCCAAUGCUGGUGACAGUAGGGCAGUUUUAUGUCAUGGGGAUAAGGUACAAGCAAUGACCAAAGAUUUUAACCCAGUCACGGAUAGAAAGAGGAUUAACUACAUUGGUCAUUUACACCCAGAAUUACUCCAUGAUGAAUUUACAUGUUUAGAAUUUCCACGACGUGUCAAUAAAGGUGACGUAGGUCAGGCAAUGUUGUGUCGCAAACCAGGCAGGGAUGGAUGGUGUUACAAAACCAUUGUAGAAGAUGAUCUGAAAUUUCCCCUUGUAACAGGAGAUGGUAAAAAGGCACGUAUAAUGGCCACUAUAGGAGUGACACGUGGACUAGGUGACCACGAUUUGUAUGUGUUUGACUCUGACAUUUGGAUUAAACCUUUUCUCUCCUGUAAACCAGAGGUACGUGUGAUAGAUCUUACAGAACAUCAGUGGACAGAGGAUGAUGUUUUGAUACUUGGCACAGAUGGAUUAUGGGAUGUCAUUACAAACCAAGAAGCCUCAGAUAUAGUCCAUAAAGAAUUCUCAUCUUGUAACAAAACUGAUCUUAAAAAAUAUACCAUAGCGGCUCAGGAACUUGUGUCAGAGGCGAGGGGACACUUUACAGGUCAAGGAUGGAAGAAGAGGAAUGGAGACACAGCUUCUUUUGAUGAUAUAACAGUUAUGAUAAUUCCUAUCUUAACCUACUUAAAUCAGUGGAAAGCAGGGCAUUUGUUAGAUAGUGGUAUAACGUAAUGGAAAUAUAUUCUGUGAUUUAAGGUUAGCCGGAACUGACAUGAUUAGCCGAACAACGGAUCUCCUCAUGAUGAUUAUAAUACCUUUAUAAGACCUUAUUUAAAACCCUAUACUAGUAAUUAAAGUUAAG